Mus caroli (Ryukyu mouse) is the source of this 823-nucleotide messenger RNA. RefSeq names its product mediator complex subunit 9 (gene Med9). Gene Ontology annotation, molecular function: transcription coregulator activity. Gene Ontology annotation, biological process: regulation of transcription by RNA polymerase II. The record is from RefSeq and is a predicted model, not a curated record. NCBI's taxonomy places the organism in Eukaryota, Metazoa, Chordata, Mammalia, Rodentia, Muridae. Gene Ontology annotation, cellular component: mediator complex.
GCGCAGUUGUGACGCAAGCACCCAGCGACCCCUCGGCAGCUGCUGGACUCGUGGUGCUAUGGCUUCCUCUGGGGUGGCGGGUGGGAGACAGGCCGAAGAUACGCUACAGCCACCGCCCGAGCUGCUGCCGGAGUCCAAGCCGCCGCCACCGCCUCAGCCUCUGCCGGUCGCCGCGCUCCCGCCGGCGGCGGCUCCGCGGCCUCAGUCCCCCGCUGGCGCGAAGGAGGAGAAUUACUCCUUUUUGCCGUUGGUUCACAAUGUCAUCAAAUGCAUGGACAAGGACAGCCCGGAUCUCCACCAGGACCUGAACGCCCUCAAAACCAAGUUCCAGGAGCUGCGGAAGCUCAUAGGCACCAUGCCCGGCAUCCACGUGAGCCCCGAGCAGCAGCAGCAGCAGCUCCACAGCCUCCGAGAGCAAGUGAGGACCAAGAACGAGCUGCUGCAGAAGUACAAGAGCCUCUGCAUGUUUGAGAUCCCCAAGGAGUAGGCCAACCCCCAGGAGAGCCGCCACCAGACUGAAAGCUCCAGCUCCUUGGGAGCCCGGCUCAAAUCUUUGAGGCCACAUGCGGCUGGUGUGGGGCCUCAGUGCUAUCUCAGCCCUGACCAUGUCCCAGCAGAUCUACAGGGCACAGAGGGAGAGGAAAUAGCUGUUCCCUUCUUUCCCUCAGCUCCUCCCACUCCCGAUAGCAUCAGCAUGGUAUCAGGUACAUACUGUUCCCAUUAACAGCAGUUUCAUGAAACAUUUGCAUAGAAUUCAUGGGGUAAAUUAGGCCUGCACUCAGAUGGCAUGGAUUUAUUAUAAUUAAAGCAAGCUGUGAGAGUA